This is a messenger RNA of Fusarium fujikuroi IMI 58289, 3210 nucleotides long. RefSeq lists its product as uncharacterized. The record is from RefSeq and is a predicted model, not a curated record. The transcript has 5 exons. Bases 1 to 3210 code for a protein of 1069 amino acids. Lineage: Eukaryota; Fungi; Ascomycota; Sordariomycetes; Hypocreales; Nectriaceae. Gene Ontology annotation, molecular function: protein binding.
AUGGAUCCAUUAUCUAUCGCGUCAGGCGCCGCCGGCCUCGCCAUCAGCUGCGCGACAAUAGUCAAGACCCUAUACACCUGGAUAGACGAUACUGUCGACGUCGACGAGAAUGUCUCUAAUUUGUUGGAGGAGGUCUCGAUCCUGUCGCGAGUCCUAGACUCGGUCAGCAAUGCCUCAGGUCGGGUUCCGCAAGCUAUCGUGGCCGAGAUCGAUCCCGGUAAUGCCCUCUGGAGUAGUAUUAGUGCCACCUUCGAUGAUAUCCAGAACACAUUCGACAAGCUCAAACAACUAAUGGCCGAGCUUGAGAAAACAAACCGCUUUAGCCGAGGGUUCUUGCGCAAGCCAACCAAGCAAAUCAGGUUUAGCCUACGGUCUAAAGAUAUCACUAUAUACAAGGACAGAAUCAAGUCAUACAACACGGCAAUGACAAGUGCUUUUCAGAUGCUCAAUAUCUGCCUCCUAAUUCAUAGCAACUCCUCUCAAGAUUCUGUGUUCAAGGUCCUCUCUGGGCUCAAAUCCCAGCUGAGAAAUGUUGAGGUUGCUUUACAUACAAGUAGUUCGGCAAGCCCUGGCCCUUCCGGUGGACGUGAAGAGGACGAUCGCGCCACCCAAAAUCUCCGACAGUUUGUUCAAGUAGCAGAGAACUUCCAUUCAAGCGCCAGUACUAUUCUGAGAGAGGGUCCUAGGUCAACUGUCUGGGGAGGAAGUAUUAUGGGCGAUCCUUUAACGGAGGCACAAACGUCACAGAUCGAGAGAUGGAUACCUCCGCCAGUCAAUGAAGAGCCGCAUUCUCCUCUCGACGCCGACUCGGACAGUGAAACUGAGUUUGCCAGAAGAUUUGAAGAACUAGCAAUCAAGAAUGAGGCGGAUGGAGACCAUGCAAAGGCAGAACAAUUCUACAGAGGUGCCAUCGAGCAUGGUGAAUCGAGUUCGAGACCAGUAAUCGACAUCACUGCUAUGAAGAUACGACUAGCAUAUGCAUGCAUGCGGCAGGAAAAGUGGACAGAAGCAGACGAAAUCAUCACCCCGAUCGCUUUUGAGAGAAAGAAAAAUGAUAUACUCGUGUAUCACGGAAUGCACGCGUUGGCUCUUGCUUAUGUGGAUGACUCCAAACUCGAGGAAGCUGAAAGGUAUUGCAAGCGUGCUCUUUGGGGCAAGAGAAAGGUUCUCGGCAAAGAUAAUCUGAGCUGCUGGGAGACCCUCACUCUGCUUGUGUUCAUAUGCAAAGCAAGAAACAGGACUGCGGAAGCAGAGGUCCACCGAAGCUUUAUCCCGAACCACGAGACUAUCGCAAUUGACCCUGAAGCGUUGACUUAUCUGGACCGUUCGGUUUGGAGUUUGGGCAGACCAAGUAACGGCAGUGACAUGGUCCCACAAACUCAACAGCCAUUAGCCUUUCAGCAGGAGUAUUCUCCAAGUCAACCAUACACUACGGCAGCUACUGCUCCAGUCCCAUCCGCAGGUGGAUUCCAGUACCCCAAAACCUUCGGUUCUCAGUACACAAGUCCACCAACACCGAAUAGUCAUCAAGGCGUAGUUCAAUAUCCGACACAGCAAAGGCAAACAAGGUCAAACGGAGAAUCGUCUUCAAAUCCUACUAUCUCUCGAAAGGCUAUCGGACACCCAAACCCGAGCUUAUCUACAAUGCAUCAUCCUCAAAGUACGGGGCCAUACUAUCAACAACAACCAGAGCAACCGAGGAGAAGCACCAAUCUGUCAUAUAGCCACAAUAAUGGCCUGUCUGGAUUCGAACUCCUGUACGAUUUCGAUUCCUACUGGCCUGACCACAUUGGCGUGGGUCUUCGAGCCAUAGGUUGGACCGAUGAUCUUAUCAAAGAGAACCAGCAGACCAUCAUAGACUACUUUAAGUUUCGACCGGUGAGUGACAGAACAGCUUCUAUGGCUUUGUCACUGUCACCUCCUCCCCAUUUAUCGAGAGCAUAUACACAACCCACGCAAGGUGCCAACAACUAUGAACAACAAGGUUAUCAAUCCCCCGCAUCACUGUCGCCCUACAGCAUGGCACCUGUGCCCACGCCUGAGCCCAGAUAUCAGAUAUUUGUGUCAAUCGACUUCAUGAACAUAGACGGUGCGAGUACCAGUGUUGCAUACAUUCCAACUGUUAUUUACUACGAUCAGUACGAUAAGGUGGUUGGCUGGGGCCAUGACACUGCUAAUGCUCUUGGACCAACUGGAGAUCCGAAGCCAGGCAUCCAGAAAGUUGAAGGUCUACCUCUGCUCUUGGCCCAAGAGACAGAAGAGUAUAUUCCACUACCUGGCGUUCCUCCGGGCCUCAACGCUGUAGAUGUCUCAGCCGAUUUUCUCUAUGUGGUCAGGCGUGCUCUUCGUACCCAAUUACAGCAACGUCUGGGAAGUAAAUUCUUGGACAACGAGCAGAGAAUCCAUUGGAUUGUCACCUCGUCAGAGAUCUGGGCAAAUAGGAACAAAACGUUAUGGAAACGUGCUCUCCAAAGGGCUGGCUAUCUGAGAGACGAAAAUGAUAAACGCUUGUCAUUCAUCGGCGAGGCAGAGGCGUCAAUAAACCACGCGAUAAUGAGAUAUUCCCUCAGCCAAGAAACCUAUAUCUUUGCGAGCUUUGGGAAGAAGAUAGCACACGUGUCCGUGUGUACGCUUCCACUAGCACCACAUCCCUUUGUUUCUAGGCUUGUGUCAAAUGAGAACCAGGGGCCUACACUCAUAGCACAAAGGUUUGCUGAAAUGGUGCGGACCAAAAUCAAGCAUAUGCGACUUCCAGAUGGCUCCAGGAUAGCCAGAAGGGUCUAUGGAAGGUGUAUCGACGAUUUUGAGGACCGAAUCUUGCCGGAUUUCAGAAACAACGGACAAGAAUGGGAUGUUGAUGUUGCAAUUGAAACCGAAUUCCCCGAUGCAGGGAUCAAGAAUGGCUUCAUGACUUACACAAAUGAUGAAAUCUUGUCUUGUUUCCAGCCCGUCAUAGAUAGAAUUAUGACCAUGAUGGCUCAUGCGUUAGGUGACGUUUUCAAAACUGGCAAUGUUCUUGAGGGAAUUGUACUUGCAGGAGAAUACUGUACAUCGGAAUACUUGCUACGGGAAAUCAAGUCGAAACUACCCGACAACCUCCGGAACAAGGUCUAUCCGCCCAUGGAACCUGCAACACAGGUUGUGUUAGGCGCAGCCAAUCUAGAAUUAACGCGCUAUUUGUCUAGCGGUCGAGGAUAUGUUCAAGCAUGA